Molecule: messenger RNA, 501 nt
Organism: Chionomys nivalis (European snow vole)
Lineage: Eukaryota; Metazoa; Chordata; Mammalia; Rodentia; Cricetidae
Product: 60S ribosomal protein L31-like
Exons: 2
Coding region: 7-501 (164 amino acids)
Biological process (GO): cytoplasmic translation
Cellular component (GO): cytosolic large ribosomal subunit; ribosome
Molecular function (GO): structural constituent of ribosome
Source: RefSeq, a predicted model, not a curated record
GGCAGAAUGGCUCCCGCAAAGAAGGGUGGCGAGAAGAAGAAGAGCCGUUCUGCCAUCAACGAGGUGGUGACCCGAGAAUAUACCAUCAACAUUCACAAGCGCAUCCAUGGCGUGGGCUUCAAGAAGCGUGCUCCUAGGGCACUCAAAGAAAUCCGGAAAUUUGCCAUGAAGGAGAUGGGGACUCCAGAUGUGCGGAUUGAUACCAGGCUCAAUAAAGCCGUCUGGGCCAAAGGAAUAAGGAAUGUUCCAUAUCGUAUCCGGGUACGUUUGUCCAGAAAACGUAAUGAGGAUGAGAACUCACCAAACAAACUCUACACAUUGGUAACUUACGUGCCUGUUACCACAUUCAAAAAUCUACAGACAGUCAAUGUGGAUGAGAACCAACCUACUGAAUCUCAAAUAAAAUGCUCAGAUACCUGUUCCUCUCAUGUGCACAUAACCUGUGUCCUGGGGCCAGGAACAGGAAAUAGUCCAAACACAGAUGUUCGGAGGAAGGAGUAA